CUGCGCCACGGCUAUAAGUGGGCGGCGCGCACGGCCUUGCUCCGUGCUCUUCUGCGGACCGAGCUUUUGCCUUCCGAGUGCAGUCUGGUGUGCGAUUUCGCGCUCUCCUUGGCCGACUUUCUUGCCUACUCCUGCACGACCCGCUGUGACAGCGAGCGGCCACUCCCGGCUACUCCUGGAGGAGCCACAAACCUUCCAGAAGCAGAAGGCAGCUCCACUGCUGUACAAAGGAGUGGGAUCCUUUCAGCCAUGAAGCACAUGUUGAACCUCUAUCUGUUAGGGGUGGCGCUGGCCCUGCUUUCCAUCUUCACUAGACUGAUGGAGUCCCUGGGGGGCUUACUGGAGACCCCAUCGCCUGGAGGCUCCUGGACCACCAGAGAUCAGCUAGCCAGCACCGUGCCCAAGGGCCUUCCAGAACAUCCAUCCAGAAGGGUGUGAGAAGACCUCCCUCCACCGGCUGUAACCUUGGAGCACUGGCCUAACCCUUCCAGCCAGGUGUCCCAGUUCCCGGGCAAGCAAACUCAGCCUCAGUGUUAUCACAGCCGAGGCUCUUGAAAGGGCCUUGAAAGGGCCCCUCCUCCAUCUGGGUGCUUCUUGCUCUGGAAACAAGAGCCUGUUUUAAUACACAGGUGUGAGUGGGUUGCCUAUAGUUUUGGGAUGAAGUGAUCUCACGCUUUUCCCCAGAGUCUGCUGUAUGUUUUGCUGUCCUUGACAAUGUGGCUCCGACCUCUCUUAGAUGAGGACUCAUGCUGCAACUUCAGCUGUUGGGAGAUGAUGAUGUUUUCAACCCUCCUUCCUAAACAUCUGCCAAGAAUCCGUUUGGACUUGGGUGUCUUAUGGUCAGUUUCUUUGGUGUUGAGCUUCUCAUUCAUGUGAUCUCUGUGUGUGGGUAACAGUUGAAGAGGUGUGUUGGUUGGCUGUCGGGAGGGGGAAGAUGGAGUGUUCAGUGUUUAGUUCUCAUUGUUUUCCAUUUUUAAGUCUUAAGUCCUGCCUCCAACUGAGUGUGUAUGUGUCUAGAUGGAUCUGAAGGGGGCAGUAGGGUGACAAAGCCUGCUCAGGAGAUGGGCAUUAUCGCCACCAUGUGGCUUCAGUGAAUUUUUCUAAUGAAAUAAAGUUGUAUAUAUAUUUCCA
This is a messenger RNA of Rhinolophus ferrumequinum (greater horseshoe bat), 1131 nucleotides long. It is a transcript of the gene HILPDA, whose product is annotated as hypoxia inducible lipid droplet associated. The record is from RefSeq and is a predicted model, not a curated record. Gene Ontology annotation, cellular component: lipid droplet. Gene Ontology annotation, biological process: positive regulation of cytokine production; positive regulation of cell population proliferation; positive regulation of lipid storage. NCBI's taxonomy places the organism in Eukaryota, Metazoa, Chordata, Mammalia, Chiroptera, Rhinolophidae.